GUGAACCGUUAGCGACGCUUCUUCGCUGUCUUUUCAUGCUGUUUUGUCAACACCGUCCUCUCUUUUGCUAGUGCUUUUGUCGAUAUUAAUCACAUCAGACCGCGGGUGAUGAAAGCUGAUGUUUAUAAUUUAGCUUAAACUCUCCGUGGUGAAAAAAACCCCGGCUAAAUUAGGAGAUCUAAUAAGCUAACGGCGCCCCGGAGCGCAGCUACCAGUCAUCGGGUCUGUAAGGUUAGCGACACCGCUGAAUGAAUGUUAACGGCUGUUUUCCACUGACCAGUAAAGAGCCGGCAGAGAGAGGAACAGUGGAGAAGGCGAGCACGAGCGGAGAGGAUAAUUGCGUUUCUGGCUGCCCUGUGGGAACAUGGGAUAUAUGACCUCAUCAUUCACCUGUGAGGCUCUCCAGUAAACAACUCCAGAUAGAAGGAUGACUGAAGCAGCUGUAGAAAGUGCAGAUGUCCUCCUAAAACCUUGUCAGGGGACAUCAUGUGAGGUCAUUAGCUGUCCCUCCCCUCCGACAUGUCUGUCCCUCUGCAAUCAGAAGGAGGACGAGGAGAGUCACCAUGACAGUAAGAAGGAGGAGCAGCAGAAACUCUGUAACCAGGUGCAACCAAAGAAAAAAGUUAAGGCCAAAGGAAAGUUAGAGCGGAGUAUGGCUAUCUGCGAGGAGUCCUUACCAUUUGAAGACACCCAGGCAUCUUCAGACGCAAACAUCCCCUCUAGCUGCCAGGACAAAGAGAUAACUUCCUGUAAGGAGGAAGACCAGGAAAAGAGCACUGACCCAAAGAAACAUUCACUGUACAAAGAGUCCAGCGUGGAGUACACCGACUCCACCGGCAUAGACCUGCACCAGUUUAUUGUCGACACCCUCAACAGCAACCCCAGAGACCGCAUGAUGCUGCUUAAACUGGAGCAGGACAUGGUCGACUUCAUCACCAGCAAUAGCCCUUUUAAGAAGUUCCCACACAUGUCGUCCUACCACCGAAUGCUGGUCCAUCGGGUGGCGGCCUACUUUGGCAUGGAGCACAAUGUAGACCAGACAGGCAAGUCUGUCAUCAUCAACAGGACCAGCAACACACGCAUACCGGAGCAGCGUUUUCUGGACGAGGUGCACAAGGACAAGACAGAAGAGAUCCACCGGUGGAAAAUUAUUUUGAAGAGAGACAACAGCUCGGAUGACCAGACACGACUUCACCCUUUACGGGAGAAGCAAAGCAAGUCAAUGGAGGAGAGAGAGGAGGAGUACCAACGGGCACGAGACCGAAUCUUCAACCAAGAGCCACUCUACACCCAAGAGAGUGCCCAUGCAGAAACCAGGGAUGUGGAUGAGUACAAUCCAUAUGCUGAGACCCAGAAGAGAAGACAGCUCUUCAGGGGGAGCCGUGACAGCUCAGGCUCCAGCUGGACAGGCAGCAGCAGGCAGAGUAGCACCGAGACUGACUGUCGCUAUAGCAACGACCCCCGACCUUGGAGCAGCACAGACUCUGAUUCCUCCUACCAGUGGACAAGUUCCGCCCCAAAACCCCGCCAACCUGUCAACCACAGCUGGGACGCACGUGGUUCAGGCUCCAUCUCUCUCUUCAGACUGCCAUCCACUUGUCCCCACCCCUCUACUCCUCCCGUCAUAGAUGAGCCGGCUCCUAACUCUGGCUACGUCAUGGAGAACGGGAUCCCGCCGGGAAGUAUAUUAGUGAACCCACAUACUGGGCAGCCUUUCCUGAACCCUGAUGGAACCCCUGCUGUGUACAACCCUCCGGACAGUCAGCAGCCAAUCAGGCGCCAGACCCAGCUGCAAGGCUCUCCCUCUCAGCACCAACAGCAGCAGGUGGUUCAUCACUCGUCUGUCUCUUACACAGCUCCACAGAUGUUGCCUGUCGUUCCCUCACAGCCAUACAUUGAAGACCUCUCUUCGCAGUUCACUCACAUGAGCUGUCAGUCGACAGGGGAAGCCCCGCCGCUCUACCCUUCCAGUCAGGGUUACAUCUAUGCAGCUCCCCCACCUCCUCCUCCCCCUCCUCCCCCCCCUCUCAACCCCCCCAGCUACUGCCAGCCCUCACCUCAGGUGCCUAUGUAUUACUACAGCCAGUACCCUACCUCAGCUCAACACCCAUGCAGGCCUGUCUCACCUAGCCAGCACAUCCACAGCCAAGCAGCGCAACCAACAGCAGGUUACGCUCCUGCUGUGGGGGUGCAGCAGUCUUCACACGUCCAGGCCCAGGCUGUGCUGGGAACCUACUCACCAAUGGCCUCUCAUCAGCGUAGCAUGGUUCAGGGAGGUGUUUCAGUGUCAUAUCCUCAAAGUAAAGUUGUGACCGCGGUUGGCGGGGAGGCGGGUUACUGCUGCAUGGUGCCCCCACCUUCCCACCAUGGCAGCUGCCAUCCUCCCAGCUGCACCAACCUCAGCGCCCCAGCCUGGAGCGCACAGUACUGAUGAAGCCUCGACGGAUUAAGUGAUGAUACUGUAGUUCCUGUGUGAACACUCAUAACACACAAACUUUUUUUCACACUCCCUCAACCCCUUCACCUACACCCACCUUCUUCCCGGCGAUGCCCGCGCACACAAGCAUGUGCACACGCACACAACAUACACCCACUCACAUACAUUAAUGUACCACUGUACCAAAGCUUAAUAGUAUAUAUCAGAGCUGCUGUAUUGAAUGCAUAAUUUAUAUACACAAAUGGAGUUUUAUAUUGAUAUUAAAUUAUAUAUUGUGUUUUAUGGAAAUGCACUGUGUGAAUAGAAUAAAGUGCUGUGGCUGGAUUGACAAUGUCACAUUUCUAUAUUA
Molecule: messenger RNA, 2786 nt
Organism: Micropterus dolomieu (smallmouth bass)
Lineage: Eukaryota; Metazoa; Chordata; Actinopteri; Centrarchiformes; Centrarchidae
Gene: arpp21
Product: cAMP-regulated phosphoprotein, 21
Exons: 20
Coding region: 428-2431 (667 amino acids)
Cellular component (GO): cytoplasm
Molecular function (GO): nucleic acid binding
Source: RefSeq, a predicted model, not a curated record